AACAUAUAAACGCGUCGUUUCUGUGAUUUCCUCUUUUUCUUUUCUUUCUCUCACUCCCAACUCUUUUUUUUUUUACUUGUAAAAAUGUCAGCCUUCCGCUUGUUAACAAGACCUCUUCAAUCAAGUCGUAGACAUUUUACUACUUCUUUACCCACACGUCUUGCUGCCGUAACUGAAAAGACAAGCACUGAAGCUUUAUCCGCAGCUGCUAUUCAUGCCGGUAGUCCUAUGAGAAACGAUUGGAGCAGAGAAGAGAUUCAAAGCAUUUAUGAUUCUCCUUUGAUGGAUUUAUUGUAUCAUGGCGCCAAGGUCCACCGUGAGAAUUUCAAUGCAAGAGAAGUUCAACAAUGUACUUUAUUAUCCAUCAAAACUGGCGGUUGUACUGAAGAUUGUAAGUAUUGCCCUCAAUCUUCUCGUUACAAAACUUCUGUCAAGGCCCAAAAAAUUCUUGAUUCCGAGGAAAUCCUUUUCGCUGCUCAAAGAGCAAAAGACGCUGGUAGCACAAGAUUUUGUAUGGGCGCUGCAUGGAGAGAUUUGGCUGGUCGUAAAUCGAAUUUCAACAAAAUUUUAGAUCACGUCAAGGUGAUUCGAUCAAUGGGUAUGGAAGUCUGUUGUACUUUAGGUAUGUUGGAUGAAGAGCAAGCCAAAGCAUUAAAGAAUGCUGGUUUGACUGCCUAUAACCACAACUUGGAUACUUCUCGUGAGUUCUAUCCCAAGAUUAUUACUACUCGUACUUAUGAUGAACGUUUAAAAACCAUUGAUAAUGCACAAAAUGCUGGUAUUUCUGUGUGUUCUGGUGGUAUUAUUGGUUUAGGAGAGAAGGGCGAAGAUAGAGUUGGAUUAUUACAUACAUUAUCUACAUUGAAGAUGCAUCCUGAAAGUGUUCCCGUAAACGCUUUAUUGGCUGUUGAAGGUACCCCUUUGGAAAAGCAAGAGCCAGUCUCUGUAUUUGAAAUGAUCCGUAUGAUUGCUACCGCACGUAUCAUCAUGCCCAAAUCUAUGGUCCGUCUUUCCGCAGGUCGUGUUCGCUUCACUGUCCCUGAGCAAGCCAUGUGUUUUAUGGCCGGAGCAAACUCCAUUUUUACCGGUGAUAAAUUAUUAACUACUCCUAACAAUGAGUUCUCUGAUGACAAGCAAAUGUUUGAAUUACUUGGUCUUGUCCCUAAACCACCAAACUUCCGUCAAGGUUCCGAUAAGACUGAUGUUCCUGUCUAUCAAAUGCCAAAGUGUUUCAACCCUAGAAAGGAAGAGACUGAUACUACCAAGUCUGCUUAAUCAUACACUUUUAUUUAAAUAAAUAUGUGUGCAACCCUUAGAUAUGACAAUAUGUUACACAAAUUUUCAUUUUAAAUCAAGCAUAAUUGAUUGGUUCGAUUAACACAAGGAUUUU
Mucor mucedo is the source of this 1390-nucleotide messenger RNA. Its product is annotated as biotin synthase. NCBI's taxonomy places the organism in Eukaryota, Fungi, Mucoromycota, Mucoromycetes, Mucorales, Mucoraceae. The transcript has 5 exons. Gene Ontology annotation, biological process: biotin biosynthetic process. Gene Ontology annotation, molecular function: biotin synthase activity; 2 iron, 2 sulfur cluster binding. The record is from RefSeq and is a predicted model, not a curated record. The coding region runs from base 85 to 1275 and encodes 396 amino acids. Gene Ontology annotation, cellular component: mitochondrion.